ACCACUAGGUACGGUCGGGAUGGACAGCUAGCGGGAGACAUGUCUGGAGCGUCACUCGUCUUACUCAUUUGCUUCUUAUGUCUUCUAAAAGAAUCGCUACAAGGACCUCACGAGAAACGUCUACUGCACAACCUCCUUGACCAUUACAACGUAUUGGAGCGACCUGUGGCCAACGAGUCGGACCCUCUGCAGCUGAGUUUCGGCCUUACACUAAUGCAGAUCAUAGACGUGGAUGAGAAGAAUCAGCUACUAAUAACAAACAUUUGGUUAAAACUGGAAUGGAACGAUGUCAAUCUCAGGUGGAACUCUACAGAAUACGGAGGCGUCAAAGAUUUAAGAAUACCACCUCACAGGAUAUGGAAACCAGACGUGCUGAUGUAUAACAGUGCCGACGAGGGGUUCGACGGCACUUACCCGACCAACGUUGUUGUCAGAAACAACGGGAGCUGUCUGUACGUCCCUCCUGGCAUCUUCAAGAGCACUUGCAAGAUUGACAUUACCUGGUUUCCUUUUGACGACCAGAAGUGCGAGAUGAAGUUCGGUAGCUGGACCUAUGAUGGAUUUCAGUUGGAUCUUCAGCUUCAGGACGACGGUGGAGGGGAUAUCAGCAGUUUUAUAACCAAUGGGGAGUGGGAUCUCCUAGGUGUUCCGGGAAAACGGAACGAAAUUUACUACAAUUGCUGCCCAGAACCUUACAUUGAUAUCACCUUUAUCAUAAUGAUUAGAAGACGGACUCUCUACUACUUUUUCAACCUAAUAGUCCCGUGCGUACUCAUCGCUUCCAUGGCCGUGCUAGGCUUUACACUGCCACCGGACUCGGGCGAAAAGCUAUCAUUAGGAGUGACUAUCUUGCUUUCACUGACAGUGUUUCAUAACUUGGUCGCUGAGACUCUCCCGCAAGUUUCAGACGCGAUGCCAGUCUUAGGGGUCACAAUCCUCCUAUCUCUCUCUGUCUUUUCACUCAUGAUUGCCGAUGCUUUACCGCAGACAUCAGAAGCUAUUCCCCUACUAGGUACAUAUUUCAACUGUAUAAUGUUCAUGGUUGCGUCUUCUGUGGUGUCGACCAUCCUCAUCCUCAACUACCACCAUAGAAACGCCGACACCCAUGAAAUGUCGCCUUGGAUCAAAUCGCUGUUCCUCCACUGGCUGCCGUGCAUUCUGCGCAUGUCACGCCCCGGUCUGCAGAACGCCGACAACGUGUCGGACAGUCGGAAAUCUCUGCAGCUACGGGAGUUGGAACUGAAGGAGCGUUCUUCCAAGAGUCUGUUGGCCAACGUGCUCGACAUUGACGACGACUUUCGCCACGGGACGCUGCAGUCUUCGAGUCACACGUUCCUGCGGGGGCACGAAGACGGGGGCGGAGUCCUCCACUCCUGCCUGGGCCCCCACCGGGAGCUCACGCUCAUCCUCAAGGAAUUGCGGGUGAUCACCGACAAACUGCGGAAGGAGGACGAGGCCGCGGAGGUGACCAACGACUGGAAGUUCGCCGCCAUGGUGGUCGAUCGCCUCUGCCUCAUCAUCUUCACCCUGUUCACAGUCAUAGCCACCAUCGCAGUGCUCUGUUCCGCGCCUCACAUCAUAGUCACGUAAUCUCCUUUGGACCUUGUGCGUGAUCAACGGGUAAUAUGUUCAUACGUCGAAACUUUUUAUGUAGCGAUUGUACAUUAGUAAUAAAUUAAAGACGGAUAACCAAAUGUAACGUAGUGCAACCCUGUAACGAAUUUAUCGUGCUCCUCUACACGGAGCGUUGUUAACACUUUUAUAAUCGAGUGUAAGUUAAACUAGAUUUCAUAAACCCGUGUUUAAACUGUUAUAAAAUACUUUAAUAUUCGUAAUUUUAAAUGUAUUUUGAUUCUUAGAGUAAUAAGACGAGUGGGUCCCUGGUUAUUCUGGUAAAUGUACACGUUUAGAGAUUAUAUCCCUAUGUCUCAGCUAUUGAGGAAAAAUAUAAAAUACACUUUGUCUUUUUAGUAAAACGUACAAGUUAUAUUCCUUACGAUCAUCAUAAUAGUUUUACUUACAGCCCUUAAUAAACUGUUUAACAUUUGGAACCCUAAAAAUACACUAUAUUUGACAGUUUUGCAUCCUUCACUCCUUCGUUCAAACCCAUCGUUCGGUUCACUGUCCUACUCGAAUAACCAGGGAACGAUUGUUUAAACAUUUCUAUAACAUAUGCUCGUGCCUACAACUGUUAAAACGCUCAUCGGGCGCUGUUACGAAAGGUCUAACCUACGGUAAGGGAGGAAUAAGUGUUAGAUUAAUGUCUCAAAGACAAUGUGUAUUCAUAUAAGUUAACAAAUUGUUGUAUUUAGAUUGUUUAUCACAUUCUGGUAAGCAUACUGGUACCAAUGCCGUCAUUUCUCGACGUAGAGUUUUUACUGUAGUUAUAAUCGAAAGGCCAAGAUGCAGUAUGUAAACCGAAACGAAUUAGAAUUGCUUUGCGAAUCAGCCUGGGAUAACAAUGGUAGGUGGUUUUGUUCACCAAAUAUCUGCAUUUAGGCUCUUCCAAAUUUCAAACAUGCUUAGUAUUUUAACCCAACAUAAAAGUACAAACAAUUCAGUUUAUUCUAUUACUGUUCUACGUAUUUUGUAUACCUCUGCACGCUACCCCCAUGUUAUCAGGAUAAAUAAUAACUAACUAAUUUAUAUUGCUUGUUCUUAUAUAUUUCAUAAAUGUCUUGUAUGAAUUUCAAAUCUGGCUGGGGUGUGUUCCCUUACUUAUCUGAGUAAUCAUUGAACCAAUAUUAUGCUGGCUUUAUAUUACUAUUAAACUAGGGCCUGUCCUACGCACGGGAAUCAAGUAUUCAGUUUAAACUAUUUUAUUCACCCACCUUCAAAAUUUCUCAAGAGCUGCACUCAAAAACAUUAUUAUCUAGAUAUUAACCUACAUAUAUAGACACAUUCUGAUAGUUUUAAUAUUUAAAAAAUCCUUGUACAUAGAAUAUGGCCACCUAUUUUUCAUCCGAUUAUGCACAUCCGUAUGCAUUCUAAAACCAAUGAAUUCACAAUAAAACAGUAACUUUGUCUCUGUAAAAAGCCUUGAAGUGAGAUUGGAGCCGAUUUAUACAGUAGACAUAAAAAUCUAUAAUACCAUCUUCCAUUGCAUACUAUUGCCUAAAUUAUACUUUCUCCGUAGCUACUGAAACUUUGUGGGGUUUCUGGCCUUGUCAUCUACACACCUUCAUCCUCUUCUAUUACAUGCCUCUUCUAAUGUAGAUCCCAGUCCCUGUCUUUCAUUGCAUUGUCUUUGCACUUCACUCUUGGUCUUCCAAGCGGUCAUCUACAUUAUUUUACUAUCAUUAAAUUGGACUUUUCCAAAGAAUCUUGUGUUUAAAACUACACAACGUUUCUGGAGGUGGAUAAGCUCCUCCCGUUAUCAAGGAAAAAAAUACUAAUGCUGCAGUGACAAAAACUUCUUACAUCUACAUUAUGAUUAUCUAUUAUUAGGAUCUAUUAGGAUUAUCUACAUUAAUACUCCUCGGAAUAGACUGUUCAAAGUUGCGUGUUAUUCUCUCUUCCACACAUGACCUACCCAUGUUAGCCUUGUACUUUUGGACAGCGGCACUUUCGUAUCGACUUGUUCUUUCGUAUUCUCAAACUUUCUUAAAUUGGUCUAUAAUUUUUUUUCGGAUUUCUUAGUCAGUACCUAGUUUUAUUGGUACUACCUUUGACUACUAGGAUAUAUGGUAUAGUGCUUAUUGGUUUCUACCUGCAACAAUUUGGACUCAAACAGAUUUUUUGGAGACCGAUAUUGUAUACCUACAACACCGGUUGAAAUCUCCAUUACUAUCCAACAUAGGUAUGCCAUAAGAUAGACAUUCGAACAUUCAGAAACAGAACUAUUAACAUGUAAAGUAAAUAUGACUUUUACAAUAAAACGAUAGUUUGCUGCAAAAAUAUUUCCCCAUCAUAUGAAUUCAAAUU
Messenger RNA from Macrosteles quadrilineatus (aster leafhopper), 3924 nucleotides. RefSeq names its product neuronal acetylcholine receptor subunit alpha-7-like. Lineage: Eukaryota; Metazoa; Arthropoda; Insecta; Hemiptera; Cicadellidae. The transcript has 11 exons. Gene Ontology annotation, molecular function: transmembrane signaling receptor activity; acetylcholine-gated monoatomic cation-selective channel activity. Gene Ontology annotation, cellular component: postsynaptic membrane; neuron projection; synapse. The coding region runs from base 40 to 1590 and encodes 516 amino acids. The record is from RefSeq and is a predicted model, not a curated record. Gene Ontology annotation, biological process: nervous system process; regulation of membrane potential; signal transduction.